This is a messenger RNA of Sorex fumeus (smoky shrew), 2231 nucleotides long. It is a transcript of the gene DCAF8, whose product is annotated as DDB1 and CUL4 associated factor 8. Bases 154 to 1935 code for a protein of 593 amino acids. The transcript has 13 exons. The record is from RefSeq and is a predicted model, not a curated record. Gene Ontology annotation, molecular function: protein binding. Lineage: Eukaryota; Metazoa; Chordata; Mammalia; Eulipotyphla; Soricidae. Gene Ontology annotation, cellular component: cytoplasm; Cul4-RING E3 ubiquitin ligase complex.
ACCCCUCCGGGACCCUCUUCUUCUCCCAGCGAGGACCUCGUGUCCGGAGCACCCACCCUGCAACUUCGCUUCCCCGUGGCCGCAGCUGACCUUGGUCCAGGCACAGAGCGAGGCCCAGCGGGGGACCGGGCGGCUGCGUCCACGGCCUUCAGGAUGUCCAUGGAAGGGAGCAGCGCAGAUGGCAAGACAGACUUGGCGAAUGGCAGCCUGUCCAGCAGCCCCGAGGACAUGUCCGGGGCGGAGGAGGGCCGGGAGACGUCGUCGGGCAUCGAGGUGGAGGCGUCCGACCUGAGCCUGAGCCUGGUGGGGGACGAGGGCGGCCCCACGCGCGCCAGCACCGAGAGCCGCGGCUCCGACACGGAGAGCUCGGGGGAGGACAAGGACUCGGACAGCAUGGAGGACACCGGCCACUACUCGGUGACGGAGGAGAGCCAGGCGCCCGGCCCCUCGGACGACGAGGACGACGAGGACGAGGACGCCGCGCCGCCGCGGCCCCGGCGCCGGGCGCUGCGCAAGCGGCCCAGCCGGGAGCAGGACUCGUCGGACGAGGAGCGGGCGCUGGAGGACUGGGUGUCCUCGGAGACCUGGGCGCUGCCCCGGCCGCGCUGGCGGGCCCUGCCGGCGCUGCGGGCCCGGGCGCUGGGCGGCGGCGCCCGCUUCGUGCGCGAGGCCUGCGGGGCGCGCGUCUUCGUGCAGCGCUUCCGCCUGCAGCACGGGCUGGAGGGCCACACGGGCUGCGUGAACACGCUGCACUUCAACCAGCGCGGCACCUGGCUGGCCAGCGGCAGCGACGACCUGCGCGUGCUCGUCUGGGACUGGGUGCGGCGCCGGCCCGUGCUGGACUUCGAGAGCGGCCACAAGAGCAACGUCUUCCAGGCCAAGUUCCUCCCGAACAGCGGGGACUCGACCCUGGCCAUGUGCGCCCGGGACGGGCAGGUGCGGGUGGCCGAGCUCUCGGCCACUCAGUGCUGCAAGAACACGAAGCGUGUGGCCCAGCACAAGGGGGCUUCCCACAAGCUGGCCCUGGAGCCCGACUCGCCCUGCACCUUCCUCUCCGCGGGGGAGGACGCCGUGGUCUUCACCAUCGACCUCCGGCAGGACCGGCCAGCCUCGAAGCUGGUGGUGACGAAGGAGAAGGAGAAGAAGGUGGGGCUCUACACCAUCUUUGUGGACCCCGCCAACACCCACCAGUUCGCAGUGGGCGGCCGAGACCAGUUUGUGAGGAUCUACGACCAGAGGAGGAUCGAUGAGAAGGAGAACAACGGCGUGCUCAAGAAGUUCUGUCCACACCACCUGGUCAACAGUGAGUCCAAGGCCAAUAUCACCUGUCUGGUGUACAGCCACGAUGGCACAGAGCUCCUGGCCAGCUACAACGACGAAGACAUUUACCUCUUCAGCUCCGCCCACAGCGACGGGGCCCAGUACACCAAGCGCUACAAGGGCCACAGAAACAACGCCACGGUGAAAGGCGUCAACUUCUACGGCCCCAAGAGCGAGUUCGUGGUCAGCGGCAGCGACUGUGGCCACGUCUUCCUGUGGGAGAAGGAGUCCUGCCAGAUCGUCCAGUUCAUGGAGGGCGACAAGGGCGGUGUGGUCAACUGCCUGGAGCCCCACCCCCACCUGCCCGUGCUGGCCACCAGCGGCCUCGACCACGACGUGAAGAUCUGGGCGCCCACGGCCGAGGCGUCCACCGAGCUGGCGGGGCUCAAGGACGUGAUGAAGAGGAACAAACGCGAGCGGGACGAGGACAGCCUGCAGCACGCCGACCUCUUCGACAGCCACAUGCUCUGGUUCCUCAUGCACCACCUGCGGCAGCGACGCCACCACCGGCGCUGGCGAGAGCCGUGGCUGGUGCCCACCGACGCCGACUCAGACUCCCCCAGCUCGUCGGACGAGGAGGAGGGCCCCGACCGCGUGCAGUGCAUGCCCUCCUGAGCCCCGCGGGCCGGACGGGCCCACGGCCGCCGCGCAGCCCACCCCGGGCAGGACGUGCCCGCAGCAGCCGGGGCCGGGCGGCCCAGCGGCAGAAUCGCACUUUGGACUCGGCUUGGGCGCGAGGAGCCGGCCGGGCCGCCCAAGGCCGCGCGCGCCAGGCCCGGCGGUGGACACGCGCCCCCCGCCCGCCCCGGGCCGCCUGCUUGGAUUGCUGGGGGGAGGGGGCCCCUCGGGUGGGGGCGCGGCGCGCGCUGGACAGGACUGGCGGCUGGGCCCUUUCUUUUUGUCUUUGGACC